Messenger RNA from Dicrocoelium dendriticum, 2765 nucleotides. The record is from the annotation of a GenBank genome assembly. NCBI's taxonomy places the organism in Eukaryota, Metazoa, Platyhelminthes, Trematoda, Plagiorchiida, Dicrocoeliidae.
GAUAAAUGUCUGCUUUUGAAGUCGCUGAACUCGCUGAGGAGUUCGAUUCCAUCCACCCUUCUUCACUGGCACAACCUCGUCUAAAAUAUCAAGAGGUGCAGAACGGAUUACUUGAGCUCACGUCAGCUGACUCUAUCACCUGUUUGGCGACCCAUGAGAAGUUCUUGGCCAUUGGGACCGAACUAGGACGUGUACAUAUUUUGGACCAUUCUGGUUUUCCCGUGGAAAAUGGCGUCCACAGCAUGCACAACAGCGCAGUGAAUCAGAUCAGCGUGUCACAAGCUGGAGAUUUUAUGGUCAGCUGUGGCGACGAUGGCCGAGUCGCUCUGUACAACUUGUCGGAUACCAGCGAGAAUCGAGUUUUUAGAAUAAACGUUAAAAUCAAUGCAGUGGCUAUUGCUCCAGAUUACAAUCAAUCACAAGCCAUUGUGAUCGGUCACACGAAGCUACUGCUACUGUCACGCGAUGUGUUCAAGAGGCAAAAACAAGGGGAACUUGCGACUUCUCAAGGCAAAAUUCGAACUGUCAGAUGGCAAGGAGAAUUCAUUCUCUGGUCUGACGAUGCCCGCGUUUCCGUUUAUGACAUACGAGAUCAUCAGCAUAUUGCAUACAUUCAGUUCAGGGAGCAGCAACCAUUACUUUCGAUUCCUGUGAUUCCUUGCUACACCAGUUGGUGCUCAGACACCAGCUUUCUUCUUGCCCGCGGUCACUGUCUUCGCAUGUGUCAGGUUUUAGAACGAUAUUACUCUUCAGAAAGUGGCGAUACACCGAGGCAUUCCCUAUCCCGCUCCUCGUCGAUUCAAAUACCUGCGAACACGGAGGCCCCUUUGGGGUUGCCCAGUCGAUACGUUGAAGUAGCCUUCCAAGUGGACUUAGAAAGCAGCCUCAUCUGCGGUGUGUCACAUCAUCAAUCCAGCUUGUUUGCGCUCGUCGUCCCGAAUCUGUCUUUGGUUGAAUCGUCACACGAUCUCCCACUGGAAAUGCGAAUUAUUGAUAUCGAGAAUAUUGAGGCCUCGGCUACUUCUUGUAAGCACGAUUUCCGAAUCCACUGUGAACGGCUGACAUGGUCGAUCCAGCGUACAAAUCGUGUGCACCUCAACAUCUCCUUGGAAACCGUUCGGGGUGAGAACACACACUUCAUCGUCACUCCAAAGGAAGUCAUUUGUGCCCAAGAGCUGACGGCAGACGAUAUCAUUGACUGGCUUAUAUCUUAUGGUCAUUAUGUGGAGGCAUUGCAAUUGGCAAAGGAACGACAUCGGCAGCUACGUACACAUACGACGCAGUCCCUUGUCCCUUACUUACCGAUCGCUACGGGACCCAACUCGUUGAAAUUGGAAUCGGCACUUUAUGAAGCUAUUCUUGUUGACUACAUGGAUCGCGAACCAUCUCGGUUCCUGGAAUUGCUGUCUCAGUGGUGCGAGCUAGAAUUAAUCUUGUCCUACGAUAACCUACUUCGGAUGCUGAUUGAUCGGAUCGACCGCCACGCAUCCUUAUCAGGCCUCAGUGAAGUGACUGGGCUUGAACCGAACCUGAGGAACCUUUGGCAGGCGCUGGCGGUGCUGUACGAGAGAGUUGGUCUUCAUGACAAGGCAAUCGAUAUUUUAGUGCAGCUUCGAGACCCCAUGGUGUUUGAUUUCUUUGAACGAAAACAGUCGCAACCCGCCAACUGGCGCCUACUUGACGUGUUUAAAGAAAGGCUGGAGUAUUUUAUCGAUUUGGAUUCAACAAGGGCUAUCGCAAUUCUCAUUGAACAUAUCUCGGUCAUCCCAGUCGAAUACGUUAUCCCACGUCUUGAUGUAAAACCGGCGCUGCUUUGUCAAUAUUUGGACAGCGUUCACAGUCGUCACCCGAAUUUGGCCCGACCUCACAUUUCCCUACUCUUAGAACUCUAUACUCGGUUCGCCCGCGACAAGCUGCUCCCAUUGCUGCGGUCUACAGAAUCGUACCCACUGAAUGACGCAUUGACAAUUUGUGAGAGGGCACGUUUAAUUCCAGAAACUGUCUAUCUACUCACACGCAUAGGCAGGCGCCAAGACGCUUUGCGACUAAUCAUGACGCAGGGCGAGGAUGUGAGCGUCACUCAGCCUGAAUUCCGCCAGACUUCCGAGUACGAACAGAAGCAGUCUGCAGCUGCGGCGGCGGCAAUUGCUUACUGCUGUGAAGAGGAUUCCGUGCGCAAUAGACUAGGCCAGUUAGGUCUGACGACGCAGACAUCUAUCUUUACUUCCUCCUUUGGAUUAACCGGCAACGAAGAUGAGGAUUUGGAUUCCCAAGGCGGUGAAUUAUGGCAGCAGGUCGUUCUGUUUGCAGUGGAUAAGCCAGCAUUUAUUCGAGCGCUGCUACAACAUGCCGACUCGGAGGGACUAGACCCAAGAUUGUUGUUGCGAAAAAUUUCACCCGAUAUGUGCAUACCUGGAUUAAAAGGAUCUUUGAUAACGUUGAUGCGCAACUAUCGACUGCAGUUGGAACUCCAAAGGAACUGUCAGAGCAUUCUUCGUAGUGAUUUGCAUCGCUUAUUCACCCGAUUACUACGUUGGAAAUCUAAGGGACUGCGUGUCGAAUCCAGCGGUUUUUCUUUCUUCGUGUGCACCCUCUGCACACAUCCAUUGAUAAGACCGCAAACACAAAACCCUUCCUCGUGCGAUCGGCCCGGCCAAACAGAGAUAGCCUCAUCUUGCCUUGUGUUUCGUUGCCAACACGUUUGUCAUGCAUCAUGUCUACCAGUCAAUAGAGCAGCCUCUUGUCCAAUUUGUACAAGCUCUUGA